Messenger RNA from Aspergillus caelatus, 1302 nucleotides. RefSeq lists its product as uncharacterized. Bases 1 to 1302 code for a protein of 433 amino acids. Gene Ontology annotation, cellular component: ARC complex. Gene Ontology annotation, biological process: regulatory ncRNA-mediated gene silencing. The transcript has 4 exons. The record is from RefSeq and is a predicted model, not a curated record. NCBI's taxonomy places the organism in Eukaryota, Fungi, Ascomycota, Eurotiomycetes, Eurotiales, Aspergillaceae.
AUGACUACUGUGGAUUUAGUUGUGCCUAAGAGAAAGAAGAAGAGAAAACCUAAGUCCAAAGCCAAGCACGGAAAGGGCAAGCCUACCGGUUUUGAGGAGUACUAUGUCGAUGCACCCAUAACUCCAAAGGAGUAUGAGGAAGAGAAAGCCCUCUAUGAUAUCCGUAUCGAGGCCGCCAUCCUGCGAUACCAGAACAAUCGUCGCAUGGAACCUGACAGGCGUGAAGCCUUUAUGAGGUAUCUGGUAUAUGGAGGUGUCGAUGUCGGUCCUAAGAUGUUCACCGGAGUGGAUGAGCAAGAGCUCCAACAACUUGAUAGUGAGCAAGCUCUUAUCGCUAAAGGGCAGACAAACAUCCGUCAGGAGUGUACGAAGCUUAUAGUCGACUUCAAUGCUGUUGUGAAGGGGUACCUGACUUCGUACUUCCCAUACUUCUUCAAUCCCGAAACCGAGGAGAUGGUGAAGCUAGCCACUAUCACGAUCCGAAAUUUCCUCUCUUAUCUGCUCUACCAUGAGGUGUGCCCCGAGUACAGAGUAAAUAUUGAUGAGGCGCGCAGGUCGUGUGACAUCGCAACCAAAGAACUGUGGCAGAAUCAGGAGUUCACAACUUCCAGCCCCGGGGAUUUCAAUAAGGCCUGCUCUACUCUCUUCGGUGGCUUCUUCUACGAUGUGAAUGUCGAGGGAAAUAGUUGGAAUAACCGAAAUAACGGAAACUUCCUUAUGAAGAACGACGUCGCGCGUAAAGUGGUCAAGUUCGCGAUAGCUGGUUCAGGAACAAAUGCCAUGGCCCUUAAAUUCCAGACGUUGGCUAACCAGAAUGCUUUGCAUUCAACGCUUGUGCCGGAUAUUCACGGCUUCGAGGUGAUUUCGGUCUUCCCUCCCUCGUCAGAAGUUUGUGAAUUCUACAGACACCACGCACCUGACCUGAACCCUGUUGGGCGAAUGGUCGGGAAAGCGUUCCGUGAUCCUGGAAAGCCUCGCUAUGAUCUAAGUGCGGAGGAACGAUUGAUGUGGGAAACUGGGACUGCAUCGGUACCUGAUUUCCAAUUUUUCCUGGAAGAAAGUCUGCUCAAGCUCUGUUACCUCAAGAUGAAAGUGAUCACUCCUGUGUGGGAACUCAACUGCGGAUUGAACUUCUUUGAAGACGUUCACGCUGUUUACAGCUCGAUCUACACCGUUCUCUGUAACGAUCUUAUGCUGGGCUAUAAGCAGUCGGUUGACUUGACCAGAGAAGAACAGGAUGAUCUUGAGGAGAUCGAGGAGCCAAACGGUGAUGAGGCGGGGAAGGAAGAGACGACGCUGUAA